AUGCUCUUGUUUCUUGCGGUGUCUCUUCAAACAGUUUCUGCUCUUGAUAAUGGGUUGGCCAGGACGCCACCAAUGGGUUGGAUGUCGUGGACCGCAUUCUAUUGCGAAAUGGACUGCGUCAAACAUCCUAAGUCGUGUAUCAAUGAGAACCUCUACAUGGAAAUAGCCGAUGCUCUCGUGAGAGGAGGCUACCGAGAAGCCGGAUAUGUGAAUGUGCACGUUGACGACUGCUGGAUGGAACGAGAAAGAGACAAAGAUAGUGGGCGACUGUUACCCGACCGCUACCGUUUUCCAAAUGGCAUGCACGCAUUAUCCAGAUAUAUGCAUGCAAGAGGACUAAAAUUUGGCAUUUACGGCGACUAUGGAACAAAGACAUGUGCAGGUUUUCCGGGUAGUUUGGGUCACCUGAAAGUGGACGCUGAGACUUUUGCCCAGUGGGAAGUAGAUUAUUUGAAGCUCGAUGGAUGCAAUGUUGACACGGCUCUCAUGCGCCAAGGUUAUCCGAGCAUGGAAAGAGAACUGAAUCUCACUGGAAGACCAAUUGUGUAUUCAUGUAGUUGGCCGGCAUACCUUAUCGACAAGCCAGAGCAGAACAGACACAUUCCGACACACGGUCCUGGACAUUGGCACGACCCUGACAUGCUAGUCAUCGGAAAUUCGGGAAUCACUGUGAACAUGGCUAUCGCUCAGAUGACAAUCUGGUCAAUAUGGUCGGCUCCACUGAUCAUGUCCAACGAUCUUCGAACGAUAGCCCCAGAAUUUCAAAAAAUCCUCCUGAAUCGUGACGUAAUCGCUAUCGAUCAGGAUCCUAUUGGAAAAAUGGGACGCCUGGUCGCUAAUAUCUCCGGCGUCAGCGCGUACGUGAAGCCGAUUACACCCGUCUACGACGGAGAGUUCUCCUUCGCUCUCGGGUUCCUCAAUCGUAACAACAAAAAAAAUGAUGUCCAGUUCACACUGAAAAAUCUUGGUCUUACCAAUCCACGCGGAUACGAAGUGAAAGACCUAUGGAUGCCAGCACCAACCUUAAAACUUUAUCCUACUGACACUAUCGAGAUUAUUGUACCUGGUACAGGAGCGUCGAUGUUUCGCGCAGAGCUGGUGAAGCCGAAUCGAUGGAUCGCGAAUAACCGAAUAUCCGAAGUGUUUACUAACAGAGUUCUGAUGGAUUUCUGA
Messenger RNA from Angiostrongylus costaricensis, 1173 nucleotides. Lineage: Eukaryota; Metazoa; Nematoda; Chromadorea; Rhabditida; Metastrongylidae. The record is from the annotation of a GenBank genome assembly.